Messenger RNA from Sapajus apella (tufted capuchin), 5249 nucleotides. It is a transcript of the gene EPC1, whose product is annotated as enhancer of polycomb homolog 1. The transcript has 15 exons. NCBI's taxonomy places the organism in Eukaryota, Metazoa, Chordata, Mammalia, Primates, Cebidae. The coding region runs from base 2340 to 4637 and encodes 765 amino acids. Gene Ontology annotation, cellular component: piccolo histone acetyltransferase complex. The record is from RefSeq and is a predicted model, not a curated record. Gene Ontology annotation, biological process: regulation of transcription by RNA polymerase II.
CUCAACCUCCUGAGUAGCUGGAAUUACAGGCGGCCAUCACCACACCCAGCUAAUUAAAAUUUCCUUUUCAUUUACCAUAAUGUAAUCUUGAAACUACAUAUGAGAAUUCUGUAUGGAUUUUUUCCCUUUGUGAAUGUUUCUUUGUAAUGCAAUUUAAGUAAAAGAAAAUAGCAAUCUUUUUUUUUCUGUAUACCCUGAAAUGCACAGAAAUAAUAAAUAAUAUACCUUGAUUUGUUUGUCUUGUAAUUUUCUAUACACUAUUUUAAAAACAUUGUUUUAUUUCAUCCUACAUUUGAACUUUUACACUGUGAUUUUGUACAAUAUACAUGAGAUCAGACAUUCUAACUUUUGUAGUGAUGAAACAUUUUGUUCUGCUUUUUUGGAGACAGGACAGAAAAAAAAUGCUUAUGAUUAACAUUUUUUUCCGGCCUUUAUAUUUUUAUGACUGGGUUUUUUUUUUCCCCCAUAAAAUUUUUCAGUUGAACCUUAUUUCUUGUUCAUAUCUAAAACUCUUUAUUUCUCAAGGAUGCGUAAUACUUUGCAUCACUAGCAAGAAACCAAUUAAUACUUACAAUAAUGUUCCUUUAUUUAGGGGCCUAACUACCUUAAAUCCCUUCUAGAAUCUUACAUUUGAAUAAAAUCUGCAAUUUCUAAGAUUUGAAUCCAGAAUUUUUUGCUAAGCAGCCUGCCUUAUCAAUUGGUAAAUAAUAGAAUAUAAUCCAGUGAGUUUGACUACCAAAUAAAAUGGCAUGAAACAAGAUGAUCACCCAUACCUAUUACUGGGGCUGUUGGAGAGGCAUACUUGUGAUAUAAAUGCUAUUUUUUGUUUGCCGCCCUUCCACUCAGCUUAAUGUGUUCAGAUUGACUGUGAAUCCAGUGGAAAGAUUAGAGAACUAGGCUGAAGCUGUAGACAGGCUAACAAGAGUUUAAAAUAUCCUGAGUAAAAAUUCCAGUGUAAUGACGUUUAAAUAAGUUCCAAAUAUUUCAGAUGUUAUUGUCUCCUUUGCCACUUUCCUAAUUCAAGGUACUGUCAUCUCUUGCCUAAAUUUAAGUAGCUUCCUCACCGGUACUCCCAAGACUGCAAUUGCUGCCUCCCAGUAUUAACACAACCAGUGGCCCUUUGAAAAAGGAAAUCUCAUUGUGUCACUCUUGCUAAAAACCUGUGAAGAGUUCUCAUUGUUUUCAAAGUGGCAUUAUAUACUAGGCUUUAUGUAAUCUGGCCCUUAUGUCCCCCAGAGCCUUCAAAUUCCCUUCAGCCACUGAAUCAUUUCUCAUUUAUUCUCAUGCACUGAAACACCAUUCCGCUUUGGGUUGGUUUAGUAAUCUCCCACUGAUCCUUCAGAUCUCAGCUCAAGGUCACUUCCUUAUGUAUCCACUCAUUAUAACAGGACUGUCGUGGGCUCUCAUAAUAUCAUCUUUCGUAGCAAUUACUGCUGUAAAUUUCCAUUUUAUUUAUGUAGUUAUUUGGUUAUAGUCUCACCACGUGACUCUAAGCUCCAGGUACCUCUAGCAUUGGAGCUUAAUGUCUCUGUAAUUUUUUAAUAAGUGACUGGAUUGGCUUAUUGUUAAUUUAUUCAUAUGUUUCUAGUUUAGUCUAUCCCAGAGCUGUGUCUGGAGAUUAGGGACAUAACUCUUAUUGUAAUUUAUCAUUACAUGAGGGUAAAGAUGGUUCCAGCAGAAUCUACCACGUGGUUACUCUGUGAUUAGACAGAUGGCUUAACUGCUAGUUCUCGUUUUUAUCAUUUAUAGAGAAAACUUGAAAUACAUGAUCUAUAUGCUUACCUCUUACUUGAAUGUUCAAUUGAGUUUAAGGGUUUCCCUCCAUUUGUUAGGAUAAGUAUGGUUGGGCUAUAAACAUAACAAUCUCAAAAUCUUAGUGGCUUCGCAACAAAGUUCUAUUUUUACCAUUGCGCUAUCCACCGGGUUGAUUGGGGGGUUCUGUUCUAUGUGGCCUCACUCCACGAUGCAGACUGGCAGAGCAGCCUUUAUCCUAAACAUUGUGUACACUGCAGUGGGGGAAAGAGAAGAACUCAUGUAUUUCUUUGCAUCUGCUGCUAAGAUGCGUUGGCCAGAAGUUAAAAACCACUUUUGCUCACAGCUCAUUGGCCAGAACAAGAAACAUAGCUGCAUGUCAUCAUAAAGGAGCCAGAAGGUACAAUCUUGUCAUAUGACCAAAAGGCAGAAACAACAUUGUUAAUAAGUAGGCCAAGGUUUGGCUUACCCUUGUCACAGAGAAAAUACACUCCUCUUCCCCAGUGAAGCCAGCUCAGAAGUCCCAGGAACAUCAUCUUCAACGAGCUAUUUCAGCACAGCAGGUGUAUGGCGAGAAGAGGGAUAAUAUGGUUAUACCAGUCCCAGAGGCAGAAAGUAAUAUUGCUUACUAUGAGUCUAUAUAUCCUGGGGAAUUUAAGAUGCCAAAGCAGCUCAUUCACAUACAGCCUUUUAGUUUGGAUGCUGAACAGCCUGAUUAUGAUUUGGAUUCCGAAGAUGAAGUAUUCGUGAAUAAACUGAAAAAGAAAAUGGACAUCUGCCCAUUGCAAUUUGAGGAGAUGAUUGACCGCCUAGAAAAAGGCAGUGGUCAGCAGCCAGUCAGUCUGCAGGAAGCCAAACUACUGCUAAAAGAAGAUGAUGAACUAAUUAGAGAAGUUUAUGAAUAUUGGAUUAAAAAGAGAAAAAACUGUCGAGGGCCAUCUCUUAUUCCAUCAGUAAAACAAGAGAAGAGAGAUGGUUCCAGCACAAAUGAUCCUUAUGUGGCUUUUAGAAGGCGUACUGAAAAAAUGCAGACUCGAAAAAAUCGAAAAAAUGAUGAAGCCUCUUACGAAAAAAUGCUGAAGCUGCGUCGAGAUCUAAGUCGAGCUGUUACUAUUCUAGAGAUGAUAAAAAGAAGAGAAAAGAGUAAAAGAGAGCUAUUGCACUUAACACUGGAAAUUAUGGAAAAGAGGUAUAAUUUGGGUGACUACAAUGGAGAGAUCAUGUCUGAGGUUAUGGCACAGAGACAGCCAAUGAAACCUACUUAUGCCGUGCCCAUUAUCCCUAUUACUAAUAGCAGUCAAUUUAAACACCAGGAAGCAAUGGAUGUGAAGGAGUUCAAAGUUAAUAAGCAAGAUAAAGCCGAUCUUAUCCGACCGAAACGGAAAUAUGAAAAGAAGCCCAAAGUCUUACCAUCGUCUGCCGCUGCUACUCCCCAACAGACGAGUCCUGCUGCACUGCCGGUCUUCAAUGCUAAAGAUCUGAAUCAGUAUGACUUUCCCAGCUCAGACGAAGAACCUCUCUCCCAGGUUUUGUCUGGCUCUUCGGAAGCUGAGGAAGACAAUGAUCCUGAUGGACCUUUUGCUUUCCGUAGGAAAGCAGGCUGUCAGUACUAUGCUCCUCACUUAGACCAAACUGGCAAUUGGCCUUGGACUAGUCCUAACGAUGGAGGAUUAGGGGAUGUGCGAUACAGAUACUGCUUAACUACUCUCACCGUACCCCAAAGGUGUAUUGGAUUUGCACGAAGACGGGUUGGGCGCGGUGGAAGGGUCUUACUGGACAGAGCUCAUUCAGACUAUGACAAUGUGUUUCACCAUCUGGAUUUGGAAAUGCUUUCCUCACCACAACGUUCUCCAGUCAAUCAGUUUGCCAAUACCUCAGAAACAAAUACCUCGGACAAAUCUUUCUCUAAAGACCUCAGUCAGAUACUAGUCAAUAUCAAAUCAUGUAGAUGGCGGCAUUUUAGGCCUCGGACACCAUCCCUACAUGACAGUGACAAUGAUGAACUCUCCUAUAGAAAAUUAUAUAGGAGUAUAAACCGAACAGGAACAGCACAACCUGGGACCCAGACAUGCAGUACCUCUACGCAAAGUAAAAGUAGCAGUGGUUCAGCACACUUUGCAUUUACAGCCGAACAAUACCAGCAACAUCAACAGCAACUGGCACUCAUGCAGAAACAGCAGCUUGCACAAAUUCAGCAACAGCAAGCAAAUACUAAUUCUUCCACCAACACAUCACAGAACCUUGCAUCUAACCAGCAGAAAAGUGGCUUUCGCCUGAAUAUACAGGGUUUAGAAAGAACACUACAGGGUUUUGUUUCUAAGACUUUGGAUUCUGCUAGUGCUCAGUUUGCUGCUUCUGCUUUGGUGACAUCAGAACAACUGAUGGGAUUCAAGAUGAAGGAUGAUGUGGUGCUUGGAAUCGGGGUGAAUGGCGUCCUUCCAGCCUCAGGAGUAUACAAGGGCUUACACCUCAGUAGUACUACACCAACAGCACUUGUACAUACAAGUCCAUCAACGGCAGGUUCAGCUUUGUUACAGCCCUCAAAUAUUACACAGACUUCAAGUUCCCACAGUGCACUGAGUCAUCAAGUAACUGCUGCCAAUUCUGCAACAACUCAGGUUCUGAUUGGGAACAACAUUCGAUUAACUGUACCUUCAUCAGUUGCCACUGUAAACUCUAUUGCCCCAAUAAAUGCACGACAUAUACCUAGGACUUUAAGUGCUGUUCCAUCAUCUGCCUUAAAGCUGGCUGCCGCAGCAAACUGUCAAGUUUCCAAGGUCCCAUCUUCAUCCUCUGUAGAUUCAGUUCCAAGGGAAAAUCAUGAAUCAGAAAAGCCAGCACUGAACAACAUAGCAGACAACACAGUAGCGAUGGAGGUGACGUAGCUUCCUCCAGAAUGGAACUGCAGCCUGGGGACUUGAUUAGGUGCUAUGCAUCAGUAGCAUUUUGAAUGCAAGGGAUGAUGGAAUGCAGCACAUGCAUUUCUGUGGCAGCUGUGGGGACUUGACAGCAAUGCUCAUCUCUCAUGCUUCAAUUUUUCUUUUCUUACUGUUAAUAGGAAAAAAAUCAACAUCUGUAAAUUAAGAAUACAGCAAUUAUCUGUACAGUACUGCAUAUUUGUAAUACCCUUGUAUAUAUGUUACUUGAAUACAGAAAUGUUCAUUUGUGAUGCUUUGCACUUGGGGGUGGGGGGUGGGAGGGAAAUAAAUUGCAACAAAGAGUGUGAGAUGUGAGAUUGUAUAGAGAUGAAGUGUCAUCACAUCAUGUGCAUGGUGCGGAACCUGCUGUUUUAUCUAUUUAUUGUGCCGUGUUUACAGUUUUUUGUACACUGUACCUUCAUUGGUUCCUGUGCUGUAGUAAAUGUGUUAGGUAGCUGUGGACUCCUUGGUAUUUUGUAAAUGGUAUAACAUAACUUGGUUCCCCUCUGGGUCCUUGAGUUUUCUGUGUAUCAUGUGAAAAAAAAUGGUGACAUACAUACAGAAUUUUACAAAAAACAA